AUGGCCGCCGGACACUCCCCGCUUCUCCGCCUCUGGCUCCCCUUCCUCCUCCUCCUCUCCUCCGCCGUUGCCUUCGACGUCAUGGAGAUCCUGCAACCCUACACCGACUACUCCACCUUCACCAAGUACUUGACCGACUUGAAGCUCGUCGACGUCAUCAAUGGCCGUCAGACCGUCACCGUCCUCGUCCUCGACAACAAGGCCGUCUCGGCCUUCUCGUCUCUCUCAGGCGACAGCCUCAGGAAAGCCGUCUCCUUCCACGUCCUGCUCGACUACUACGACCCCUACGUCUUGGACCGCAACUUCAAUAAGUCUGGCAUUAUCCCCUCCCUGGGGGGCGACUUGAAGUACAACGAGUUGGCCGGACAGAAGAUGGUCUUCGGCGUGGACGUCGCCGGGGCUCCGCAGGAUUGCAGCCUGAUCAAGGUCGUCGGGGCGAGGCCUUAUAAUCUAUCGGUCCUCGAAGUGAGCAAGGCCAUUAUGGGGACAGGUGAUGCCAGCGGUGCUGCCUCUUCGACCAACGCUCCACCAGCAGCGACAACUCCCGACGGCUCCGCCCCACCUGUUGCCUCCGCGGAGGCACCGAAGGGUAGCUCUGCCGCCGCUCCGGCGACGGGAGCGUCAAGUGGAAGCAGCACCGCUACCUCUGGUGAAAAGGCAGCGGCUCCCACUGCGGCAGAGGCGCCGAAGAGUGGCGGUAGCUCUGCAACUUCGACAGCCACAGAGGCUCCCACUUCUGCAGAGGCACGGAAGAGCAGCAGCUCCACUGCUCCUGCAACAUCUGAGGAAGCGAAGAGCAGUGGAUCCAUUGCUCCGGUGGCAGCGGAGGCUCCAAAGAGCAGCCGCGGCUCUGUUUCAUCAGAAGCUCCAAAGAGCAGCAGCGGCUCUGUUUCAUCAGAGGCUCCAAAGAGCAGCAGUGGCUCUGUUUCUUCAGAGGCUCCCAAGAGCAGCAGCGGCUCUGUUUCUUCAGAGGCCCCCAAGAGCAGUAGCUCUGAUUCUUCAGAAGCUCCGAAGAGCAGUAGCUCCUCUGUUUCUUCAGAGGCCCCCAAGAGCAGUAGCUCUGAUUCUUCAGAAGCUCCGAAGAGCAGUUCCUCUGUUGCUUCAGAAGCUCCGAAGAGCAGUGGUGGUGCUUCUUCAGAGGCUCCCGAGAUCAGUUCCUCUGUUUCCUCAGAAGCUCCUAAGAGCAGCGCUAGCACUGCAACAUCCCAAGCUCCAACAGCAUCAGCUCCAGUCAGUGGCAGCUCCUUGGCUCCAAAGAGCAGUAGCAGCUCCUCUGGUCCGGCGGCCGCAGAGACACCAAAGAACAGCCUCUCCAAUGCUCCAACAGCAGCCUCUGAGGCUCCUCGGAGUAGCACCACCGCUUCUUCUCCAACUGCCUCAGAGGCUCCAAAGAGCAGCAGCAUCUCCACUCCUCCCACGGCCGCUGAAGCUCCAAAGAGCAGCGCUACCUCCUCUUCUCCAACGGCCGCAGAGGCGCCAAAGAGUAACAGCAUCUCCGCCGCUCCUUCAGGCGCCCCCAAGAGUGGUCCAACUGCACCUUCCCCCGCGAACAAGGGAGCGGCCCCCGCCGGCGCGCCCAAGAAGGCCCCCGCCGCUGCUCCCAGGAAUGAGGAUCGGAUGGGGACUAACGCAGAAGGGCCGGUGGCGGACGUGCCGGUGACAAGCAUCGCAUCGACUCCCUCGUCGGCGGAGGCUCCUGGUCCGGUGGGGGAUCAUGCCUCUGGUUCCCCGAGCAACGGAGUGGGAAUGUGUACCAUGAUUGGGUUCGCCAUGGGUUCUACCCUUCUCCAAGCUUGGCUUUGA
Zingiber officinale is the source of this 1803-nucleotide messenger RNA. RefSeq lists its product as uncharacterized. The transcript has a single exon. The coding region runs from base 1 to 1803 and encodes 600 amino acids. The record is from RefSeq and is a predicted model, not a curated record. NCBI's taxonomy places the organism in Eukaryota, Viridiplantae, Streptophyta, Magnoliopsida, Zingiberales, Zingiberaceae.